UCUCUAGCUAGCUAAGAUCGAUCGAUGGGUUUCUCCAAGGAAUUCGUAGCUGAUAAACCCCAUGCAGUUUUUAUUCCAGUUCCAGCUCAAAGCCACAUAACCGGAAUGCUCAAAUUAGCGAGGCUUCUCCACCAUAGAGGUUUCCACAUUACCUUUGUCAACACAGAGUUCAACCACAGACGAUUUCUUAAAUCUCUAGGACCCAACUCCCUCGAUGGUUUGCCUGAUUUCAGGUUUGAAACCAUUCCGGAUGGCCUUCCGAGCUCAGACGAAGAUGCCACCCAAGAUGUCGACUUAGUUUCUGAUGCUAUCAUGAAAGAUAAGCUUCUGGCUCCUUGUCUAGAACUACUGUUGAAGCUCAACGACCAAGACAGUGGUCCUCCGGUGACUUCUGUCGUCUGCGAUGGUUUCAUGCCGUUCACCAUCUUAGCUGCUGAAGAGCUUGGAGUGCCUGCAGUAGUGUAUUUCACUAUUUCUGCUUGCAGCUUUCUGGGAUAUGAACAAUAUCCCACUUUGGUGGAAAAAGGACUCGCACCACUCAAAGACGAGAGCUGCUUGACAAAUGGGUUCUUGGACAUGGUAUUAGAUUGGAUUCCAGGAAUGAAAGAUAUCCGUUUGAGGGAUUUACCUACCCACUUUCGAACUACGAACCCCGAUAACAUCUUGUUCAACUUCAUGCUCCAAACCAUUCAUAGAGUUGAUAAAGCUUGUGCAGUAAUUGUUCAUACUUUUGAUGCCUUGGAGCCUCAUGUUCUGGAGGCUCUCUCAUCUAUGCCGAAGCUCCCACCUGUUUAUGCAAUUGGGCCUCAACAACUACACCUCAAUCAAUUACCAGAUGACCCUUUGAAGAAUAUGGGACACAGUCUAUGGAAAGAAGAGACUGAGUGUCUCGAAUGGCUUGAUUCUAAGGAGCCUAAUUCAGUGAUCUAUGUAAGUUUUGGUAGUAUAGCGGUAAUGUCACAGCAGCAUCUUAUAGAGUUUGGUUGGGGACUUGCAAAUAGUAAUAUUUCCUUCAUCUGGGUCAUCAGACCCGAUCUGGUUGUGGGUGAGUCGGCGAUUCUGCCACCGGAGUUUGUAGCUGAAACCAAAGAAAGAGGUCUCAUUGCAAGUUGGUGUCCGCAAGAGCAGGUGCUAAACCACCCAUCAGUUGGAGGAUUUUUGACACACUGCGGUUGGAACUCGAUUCUUGAGAGUUUGUGUGCAGGUGUGCCAGUGCUAUGUUGGCCGUUCUUUGCUGACCAACAAACAAAUUGUUGGUUUGCUUGUAAUGAAUGGGGAAUUGGCAUGGAGAUUAGUAAUGAUGUCAAGAGAGAUGAAGUUGAGAAGCUUGUUAGAGAGUUGAUGGAGGGAGAGAAGGGCGAGGAAAUGAAAAAUAAGGCCUUGGAGUGGAAAAAGCUUGCCGAAGAAGCUACUGCUCCCCACGGUUCAUCAUCGAAAAAUUUGGACAAUUUAGUGAAUCAAAUGCUGUAAACAGAGAGUUAGAUUUGCACAAUAUUUUUGAUGAUAAUGUUUUAUAACUAGUGGAUCGAAUAAUCAUGUAAUAUGUAUCAUUUGCAAUUACAAUUUGUGUUUUUGAUUUAAGAAUCAGUGAGUUGCAGAGUGAAUUAGGAAUGACCUUGGUGAGUUGGUUGGUUCGUUGGCUUUAACCAUCGCGACAGCAUUGAAGUCUACUGCUAUGGAAGGUCUUUGGAGGUAUUGCCGGUCUGUAGUAUAACGAAACCGCAUACUGAGGGUGAUGCAUUGUGCAUCACUAGUGCACUGUCAAAAACAGAGUUAGACGUAACUGAGAUCGGGGCAGUGUUAGGAGUCCGUUUGCUGAUACAAGAAGUGAAUUGGAAGCGUGUGUGUAA
Argentina anserina (silverweed cinquefoil) is the source of this 1850-nucleotide messenger RNA. Its product is annotated as 7-deoxyloganetin glucosyltransferase-like. The transcript has 2 exons. Bases 25 to 1470 code for a protein of 481 amino acids. Lineage: Eukaryota; Viridiplantae; Streptophyta; Magnoliopsida; Rosales; Rosaceae. Gene Ontology annotation, molecular function: quercetin 7-O-glucosyltransferase activity; quercetin 3-O-glucosyltransferase activity. The record is from RefSeq and is a predicted model, not a curated record.